UGCCUCGUCUCGCAGCCUUCGUUUCCAACUCUUGGGUUUUGCUUCAGAUCGUGAUGCUAUGGUUUGCAUGUGGAUCAAAAAUAUGGCACCCUGGUAUGAAAUCCCACGGGACGUAUCCUCAGCAGCAAAUGAAGCUAAAAUGGGAUGGGCAUAUUUGAAGAGAUGCACGCAAAGUGGGUCGAUGAGGAACAGGCGGCGGAUUUGGUUGACUGCAGAACGGAUCGAAAAACUGGCAAAUCAGAUGGGAGUAUGAGACUGCCACGUCUCUAUUUCGAUAUUUCGAUUGCUGGAUGCUGAGUACAAGAGUACCCCGCCCUUACCGUGGCCUUCCCAU
Serpula lacrymans var. lacrymans S7.9 is the source of this 334-nucleotide messenger RNA. RefSeq lists its product as uncharacterized. The coding region runs from base 83 to 253 and encodes 56 amino acids. The transcript has a single exon. NCBI's taxonomy places the organism in Eukaryota, Fungi, Basidiomycota, Agaricomycetes, Boletales, Serpulaceae. The record is from RefSeq and is a predicted model, not a curated record.